Colletotrichum karsti is the source of this 222-nucleotide messenger RNA. RefSeq lists its product as uncharacterized. The record is from RefSeq and is a predicted model, not a curated record. The transcript has a single exon. NCBI's taxonomy places the organism in Eukaryota, Fungi, Ascomycota, Sordariomycetes, Glomerellales, Glomerellaceae. Bases 1 to 222 code for a protein of 73 amino acids.
AUGGCUGCCAAGAUCAACGCUCUGCUGCAGCUCGUGCGCGAGGACAAGCCCAAAGGACGGAAGAAGCAAGGUACUUGGAAGAGCAGGAUGGAGAAAUCUGUGGGCAAGAGCAGGCGAAAGACUGAGCGCGACUGCGAGGGCCAACCCGCCGACGAUGUCAAGUCUCAUUCUUCUUCCAAGAGCAAGCUGGACUCGAAGCGUUCGAUGGAUGCCAGGGUCUGA